AUGCCUUUGACCUUACGACGUGCGUUUGCUCAGAUUUCUAGGGCUGUAACCGGUUGGAGAGGUCUCGCUUGUGUUACCAGCAAUUAUUCCACCGCGACAUGGCUUUCGCUUGCUCCCCACUCCAUCCAUGACCUCCCGUUUGAGAUCCUGGCUCUCAUCUUUGUUGCCGGUGCAGACACCGACUGCAUGUUUCCGACGACCGUUUCGCACGUCUGUCGGACUUGGCGGGCCAUAGCCCAUCGAACACCUUCUCUCUGGUGUCAUAUCACAUCAGACAUGUCUGCGGAAAUCCGCCGUCUCCAUUUCGAUCGUGUGAAAGCAUGCCCGCUCCAUGUUCAGCUGGCUCCGCUGAAACCUCGGCCAGGAGCUGUGGGCCGGCAGCGCCUCGAUGUCCAGAAUUUCAUGCAUAUGGUCGUUCCCACCAUCCGCCGGUGGCGUAGCUUGAAAGUUCUUCUGACUGAUUAUGAGCCUUUCCUGGCCAAUGCUGCCCUUUCUGGGCUGUCUGUGGCGGGGAAGCAGUCCCAGGCAACGCUUCUUCGUGAUUUGACGCUGAUCUAUCCCGCAAACGACGACUCGAAGGAGUUUUGCCUGUUCUCAGGAUAUGCCCCUCAAUUGAGGCACCUGGUCUUGAACGGACUGCGUCUAAUGUGGAUGCCUUCACUCUUCCGCAAUCUCACUUUUCUGGAUUACACGCAUCAUGGGUUCUCACUGGGCGAGGAAGCCGUUUAUGAAAUGCUUGUGAUGCUUAGGGUGUGCCCUCUGCUGCAGGAGCUGCGUUUGUUGUUUCCUGCGCCCAAACCGACUGCGCUGGCACGACUGCUUGCACUGCCUCUGGACCUGAAACUACCCAGCAGGUCUCGCCCGGUCCCUCUGCCCCAUCUUCUCUCGAUGCAUCUGCGUGUUUCGACGAAGGACAUCCCCUACGAGAUGACGCAGCUCGUGGCCCGUAUAUCCACCCCGAAACUCGUUUCAUUACAUCUUGUCGACCUCGGUCACCGGCGCCGCCCAUUUCCGAAUCUGCACGCAUUUAUGCUGGGCUAUCCCCGGCUGCCAUCUUUGGAGAUUGUAUAUGUCGAUCAUGGAUGGCACGGUGAUUUCAGGCCGCGCAGGAAACCUGCGAGACGCUGA
Mycena citricolor is the source of this 1128-nucleotide messenger RNA. Lineage: Eukaryota; Fungi; Basidiomycota; Agaricomycetes; Agaricales; Mycenaceae. The record is from the annotation of a GenBank genome assembly.